AUGCGAAUACGCAUCAUCUCUGGAACGACGACGACGACGAAAACGACGAAUAUUUUACUCCUUUUGAGACGAAGCCAAAGCACGAUUAGGACGACUACUGCUGCUACUUUGACGACGACGACGACGAAAAACAGCUUUAAGGGUGCGAGGAUGAUGAAGUCUUUUUGUUCCAACGUGAUGACACCAUCAUCAUCAUCGUCGCAAAAUUAUUCGGCGGCGAGGCGAACGAGUUUCGGGCUUCUCCGGAAGAAGGAAGGACAACAACAGCGACACAAAGAACGACAGCAGAAAAACAACGGGAGGAGGACGAUUGUCACCUCUUCCUCUUCUUCCUCUUCUUCUUCUUCUUCUUCUUCUUCAGAAACGGAAGGCAAUGCGACGAAACAGUUCGUCUCCUCUCUCCUUUCCUGGCCGACGAGAACAACCUUGUGCGGAAGUUUAGACAUAUCCUCGGUGGGCGAGAAAGUCUCUCUGUGCGGGUGGGUGGAUAAGCAAAGAGAUAUGGGCGGGAUUUGCUUCGCGGACGUGCGAGACCACUCUGGGUUGGUGCAAAUCAUCGGCGCGGCGGAGGGCAUACACGCGAAUCAAGCUAAGAUUGACGAGAUUUUAUCGAGUUUGCGCUCGGAGUGCGUGGUGAAAGUCGUCGGCGUCGUUCGCGAGCGGAAUAACAAGAAUAAGAACAUAAAGACUGGGGAGGUGGAAGUAGAGGUGGAAUCGAUUGAAGUUCUGAACGUGGUGUCCAAAUCUUUGCCGUUUUCGAUUUCCGAGAGCGAAAAAGCCGGCAACGCGGAGAAAUCGAGCGAGGAGGUGAGGUUGAAAAAUCGAGUGUUGGAUUUGCGAAGACCGAAAAUGUUGAAAAACUUGAGACGAAGGCACGAGGCGAUUCGGCAGAUGAGGAAAGUGUUAGAAGAGGAGUUUGAUUUCAUGGAAAUCGAAACGCCGGUGUUGAGUCGACCAACGCCGGAAGGCGCGAGGGAUUAUUUGGUCCCGGCGAGGACAGCCUCGGCGGGGAGUUGUUACGCUCUGCCGCAAUCGCCGCAGUUGUUUAAACAGAUGUUGAUGGUUUCUGGAUGCGACCGGUAUUACCAAGUCGCCAGGUGUUUUCGAGACGAAGAUUUACGCGCCGAUAGACAACCGGAAUUCACGCAGUUGGACGUGGAAAUGUCGUUUACCGACGCGGAUGGUAUCAUGAACGUCGCCGAGAGAGUAUUUUUAGAGGCGAGCGGCAUGCACAAGAAAGUGCAACAACCGUUUCGAAGAAUGACCUACGCCGAGGCGAUGGAAAAGUACGGAAGCGACAAACCGGAUUUGCGGUUUGAUCUAGAGAUGACGACGUUGAACGACGUUUUGAAAGACACCGAGUUUCCACCGUUUAAAUCGGCGUUGGAGACAUCGCGAUCGAGCGUGAAAGUCUUAGUUGUGGACGAUUCUCAAGCGGGCAAGAAUAAAAUAUCCAACGCGAAAUUAAAACCAAAAGGCGAGAUUUUCGAAGACGCGGUAAACGCGGGAAGUGCAAGCGGAGUGUUCUUUUGCCGAGUCGCAGAGGACGGGAAGACGUUGGAAGGCGCGAAAGGUUUAGUCGAAGGCUUGGCGAAGUGCGCGGAAGAAAUAAUCGCGAAAUCCACCGCGCCGCCGGGGAGUUUGCUUCUUUUCGUCGCCGGAAAAACGAAAGUCGUAAACACGGCGUUGGAUAAAGUGAGACACAAAUGCGCGAGCGUGUUGAAUUUGAUCGACCCAAAAGCGCACGCCGUUUUGUGGGUGACUGAUUUCCCGAUGUUUGAGUACAACGAAGACGAGGAAAGGUUCGAGGCGUGUCACCAUCCGUUCACCGCGCCAAACACGGAAGAUUACGAGAAAAACCCAGACGAUUUAACCGAGGCGCGAGCGAUUGCGUACGAUUUAGUAUAUAACGGCGUCGAAAUUGGCGGCGGAAGCUUAAGAAUUUACCGGCGCGACGUCCAAGAAAAAGUAUUCAAAGCGAUCGGGAUGUCCACCGAGGAAGCCGAGGAUAAGUUCGGGUACUUGCUCGAAGCGUUUCAAUACGGGGCGCCGCCUCACGGCGGGUUCGCCAUUGGCGUCGAUAGAUUAGUGAUGCUUUUAUGCGGCGCGAAGAGCAUACGAGACGUCAUCGCGUUUCCAAAAACAACCACCGGGCAGUGUCUGUUGACCAGAGCACCGGGAGAGGCGACGACGGAGCAAUUAGCGGAAUUGAACAUCCGACGAAUCGACUAA
This is a messenger RNA of Bathycoccus prasinos, 2232 nucleotides long. Its product is annotated as aspartyl-tRNA synthetase. NCBI's taxonomy places the organism in Eukaryota, Viridiplantae, Chlorophyta, Mamiellophyceae, Mamiellales, Bathycoccaceae. The record is from RefSeq and is a predicted model, not a curated record. Gene Ontology annotation, cellular component: cytoplasm; mitochondrion. Gene Ontology annotation, biological process: aspartyl-tRNA aminoacylation. The coding region runs from base 1 to 2232 and encodes 743 amino acids. The transcript has a single exon. Gene Ontology annotation, molecular function: nucleic acid binding; aspartate-tRNA ligase activity; ATP binding.